Molecule: messenger RNA, 3066 nt
Organism: Vombatus ursinus (common wombat)
Lineage: Eukaryota; Metazoa; Chordata; Mammalia; Diprotodontia; Vombatidae
Gene: SLC25A40
Product: solute carrier family 25 member 40
Exons: 9
Coding region: 442-1500 (352 amino acids)
Biological process (GO): mitochondrial transmembrane transport
Source: RefSeq, a predicted model, not a curated record
AUGGUGAUCCUAGAAUACCCCUAAUUGAGGAUUAGAGGCUAAAACUAGUUAGGGAGUGAAACAUGGUACAGGUGGGAAAAACAUUGGAUUUGAAGUCCUUGAUUGUGGAGUCUCUGAGUUUGAAUCCUUUAUCCCUCAUCUUGGACUUUUUGGACAUUGGACACUGCACUGAAUUGUUUCUUUUCCAGGCUUAAUUAUUAUGCCCUUCAUGCACUCUGUGAUCUAGCCAAAAUGACUUUCAUGCCAUUUCUUGUACUUGGCAUUCUAUCACCUGCCUCCAACUUUGCACAGGAUGCCCUUUUUAUCUGAAAUGCAUUCCUUCAUUACCUUUAUCUCCUGGGAUCUUUAGCUUUCUUCAGAGUUCUUGGCUCAUAUGGGACUCCUGUGGGAAUUCUGUACUGAUCUUUCCCUAGACUCUCCUUCCUCAGAUCAUUUGUAUAUAUGAACUUAUGUUUACAUAUUUUAUUUUUCCUCUUCCCAGUAGAAUAUGAGUUCCUAGAGGUCAGUUUUUGUUCUCUUUUUUGCCUUUGCUUCCCCUGCACAUGGUACAGAGCCUUAUACGUGAAAGAUUUUAAUAAAUUUUGGUUGGAUUGGAUUGGGAGAUUGCCAAGUCUGGGAACAGCAAGAAGAUGCUUUUUGUAUUGUAAUGGACUGAUGGAUCAUCUAUAUUUCUGUGAUGAGGGUAGCAACAAAGCAUGGUACAAGAAGGCUGGCCGCUUCAGAGGAACAUUGGAUGCCUUUUUGAAAAUUAUUCGAAAUGAGGGCAUAAAAUCCUUAUGGAGUGGUCUUCCCCCUACACUAGUGAUGGCAGUUCCUGCUACAGUUAUAUAUUUUACUUGUUAUGACCAACUAUCUUUAUUUAUGAAGUCUAAAGUAGAAAAUGAAGCCUUCAUACCAAUUUUUGCUGGAAUUGUGGCAAGAUGUGCAGUAACUGUAAUAAGUCCCUUAGAGUUGAUUAGAACCAAAAUGCAAUCCAAGGCAUUGUCUUAUAAGGAAUUACAUCUGUUUGUCAGACGGAAAUUGUCACAUGAUGGUUGGAUUUCACUCUGGAGAGGUUGGAGUUCUACAGUUAUGAGAGAUGUACCUUUCUCAGCAAUGUAUUGGUAUAACUUUGAAGUGUUUAAGAAGUGGCUUUGCAAAAACUCUGACAAACAUGAGCCAACUUUUGUGAUUAAUUUUGCUGCAGGGGCAGUGUCUGGUUCUAUUGCAUCUAUUGUGACUUUACCAUUUGAUGUUGUAAAAACACAAAAACAAACCAGACUUUGGAGAUAUGAAGAUGUAGAUCUACACAACCUACCCACAUCAACAUGGGACAUCAUGAAGCAGAUUGUUUCUAAACAUGGAAUUUCUGGAUUAUUUGCAGGACUAAUUCCCCGGUUAAUUAAAGUUGCUCCUGCUUGUGCCAUUAUGGUCAGUACAUAUGAAUUUGGGAAGGCUUUUUUCCACCAGCAAAACCUCAAACAGGAAUACCAUACUUCUGACUGUAUGGACUUGAAAUAAUUAUCAUGGUCAUAGUAUUAGCUGGAAGAUUUUCAGAAAUGUGUAAACUGAAGGUCUAUUUUUAAAUAUCUUUUUUUUAUUUAAAGAAGUAUUAAUUCUACAAUUCUAAUUAUAAUUUAAUAACAAGUUUUCUAUUUUAUCCUGUCUUUGGAAAAGUUUAAGAAAAUUCUUCCUUAGGUAUCCAUAACCCUUGUGAGAAUAUUAGAAAGGAAAAGAGAGAAGCUUGACAAGACAGCAAGAAUUUUUUAUUGAAUUCUAAAUUUUCUUUUGUUACCUGUUGUCUCCUUUGAGUCUUUCAACUGUACCUAAACCGUGAUAGGAGUGAAGUAUUUAAAAAGAAAAGACUAAUAAGUCUUUUGUGCAAAUCUUAAUCAUGUACACAAGUAUUUAUUUUUUAUUGAAAUGGAAAUGAAAGACAAUUAUCAAAUAACGUCACACCAGCACUUGCCAAAUAUUGCCAGUGCGUUUUUAUUUUUAAUUCUGAUAUUCCUUAGUUUUUUGUUUGUUUGGGGCCCCUGUACAUAGUAGGAUUUCUUCUGACAAACCAUAAUUGUUUUAUCUUUAUAUCCAGAAGUAAUCCUUUUUUUGCCACUAUAAGCAAAAGUUACACAUCUUUUGCUGUGUUCUGCCAAUUUUGAAGAAUAUGGAUCUUGGAAACUUUGUCCUCAUUUCAAAUUGUGGUUCAUCCUAACUGGGGGGAGCAGCAGAGAGUGUAUUGCUUUAGAAAACUACUACUCUGUAUUUGGGUCAGAUAAGUUGAGCACUUGAAAAGGCAGCCUGGUUUGUGAUAUGAAUAAGAUAAUUGCUAAGAACUAUGUAGAGUACUUUAGGUCCUACUGCUAUUGAGGUAGAAAUAAAAAAGGAAGUUUUUCAUUACUUUCCGAUGCUUCUAUUUAUAUACAUUCACUUUAGCAUUUGAGGACUACACUAUAUUUAAAUGAGUAAGAUUUGGCACAGCGCAUUCCUGUGCUUUUUAUUUUGUGAUUAAUAGGUAUCAUUGUUAUUUUCAUUGUUUUCCCAGCUCAGUUUUGUAGGCUUGUUCUAAUAUGUUAGCGAUUAUCACAUCAUCAGUGGCUAAAUAUUUUCAUGUUGCUUCCAGAUUUCACAUAUUACUACAUUUCACAUUAGUCUGCUGACCAUGAAAAUAAGCAAUAAUCAAGGGUAGUGGCAUUUUAUUUUAAAGAAACUUUUCUUGUUAUAGGCCAAUAGUGUGUGACUAAGUGUCAGAAUGAAAUGAAGGAAGAGGUAAUGACAAAAUCGGAAAUAGCAUAAAUUUUAAAAAUUACUCUUUGAUCUUUUUUUCCCCUCAGAAUAAUUUAUAUACUAUGAGACAAGCAUUUUAUUGUGGUCUAAAUAUUUUUCAUGAAAAUGUGAAAAAUUUCAGAAUGGAAUAGUUGAAGAAGAUGGGUAUUUAAAUAUUAUCUGGUAAGAGUUAGAGAAUUAACACAAUUAUACUAAACUAAGAAAGUUCACGUAUUUUGCUAAACAAAUAAUUUUAUAUCUCAAGUUUUGAAUGUAACUAUGUGUAUUUUAUUUCAUCCUAUGUUGAUUUGUCUUACAUUUGGA